Molecule: messenger RNA, 348 nt
Organism: Fusarium verticillioides 7600
Lineage: Eukaryota; Fungi; Ascomycota; Sordariomycetes; Hypocreales; Nectriaceae
Exons: 4
Coding region: 1-348 (115 amino acids)
Source: RefSeq, a predicted model, not a curated record
AUGGUAGCUCAAUCAGACGCCAUCCGUCCGCCCGGACUGUCGAAACUGGAAGGUUUAUUUCAACUGCAGAAGAUCGAAAAAGAUGUUUUCGAAACGACCAGUGGUCUUUGGCAUCCUCCUGGAGGAAGAGGGCUUUAUGGAGGCCCCAUAUGCCCACGGUUACUUCCAAUUUCCGGAAUCGAUUGCGGAAAGCGUGAAAUCAUCGGUUUUAGCAGGGACAGCAGUUGGGAUGUUGUCCACCCUCAACCAUUCUAUCUACUUUCAUUCAUCAUCAAGCAUACGAGCAGACGAAUGGAUGUUAGUCGAGGUCAACUGUCCCUGGGGAGUAUUCAGAUUAAGGCAAGAUAA